UUUCUCUUCCGUCAUUACUACUCGUCCACUCCACAAUGGCAUCUCCAGCUCCCCAAGGCGACCAGCGGGAUCUCCCCCCUCCAUGGAUCAGACAGUUCGAUCCCAGCUACCAGACAUACUUUUACGUCAACCCGACCACAAACCCGCCCACCACUUCCUGGACCCACCCCGGCCUUGCAGAGGGACAAGUCCAUCCGGAGCAGGCACAGGCCAUCCACGAGGCUGGGCAGACAGGGGGCGACAACCAGGGAGAGGCUGCAAAGUUCCUGAACUCGGGAAGCGUGGCCGAUCCUGCGACCGGGAGCUACAACCAGCCAGGCGAGAUCCAGGGUGCUGGCGGGCAGACUCCCGAGGCUGGCGAGCGGGGAUUGGGCAGCAUGGUGAGCGGCCUGAUGGGCAAGACGAACAACAACAACCAAUAUGGCUACAACCAGCAGCAGUACCCGCAGCAGUACCCGCAACAGCAGCAGCAGCAAUCUGGCGGUAGCAAGUUUGGGUUCGGGACGGGGAUGGUCGCGGGCGGCGCUGCGUUGCUCGCCGGAAAGCUGAUCUCCAACGUCGUCGGCGGGCGCCACAACUCAUCGGGCGGCGGCAUGUUCGGCGGGGGAGGAGGCUACAGCCACAACAUGGGUCCCCCUCCCUUCAUGGGCGGUGGGCACCAUGGCGGGCACGGCGGGCACCACGGCGGCGGCGGGAUGUUUGGCGGCGGCGGCGGCGGCCCCGGUGGCUUUGGCGGUGGUCCCGGGCGAUGGUGAGCUGUAGCAUAGUAUGGUAGAUGCAUAUGCAUGUAGCGAAUUCGUAGAUACCUGGCGCAUGUAUCCCGUC
This is a messenger RNA of Cryptococcus deneoformans JEC21, 825 nucleotides long. RefSeq lists its product as hypothetical. The record is from RefSeq and is a predicted model, not a curated record. Gene Ontology annotation, molecular function: protein binding. Lineage: Eukaryota; Fungi; Basidiomycota; Tremellomycetes; Tremellales; Cryptococcaceae. The transcript has 4 exons. Bases 36 to 755 code for a protein of 239 amino acids.